Zygotorulaspora mrakii is the source of this 1032-nucleotide messenger RNA. RefSeq names its product glucose-induced degradation complex subunit VID24 (gene VID24). Bases 1 to 1032 code for a protein of 343 amino acids. Lineage: Eukaryota; Fungi; Ascomycota; Saccharomycetes; Saccharomycetales; Saccharomycetaceae. Gene Ontology annotation, cellular component: extrinsic component of membrane; GID complex. The record is from RefSeq and is a predicted model, not a curated record. The transcript has a single exon. Gene Ontology annotation, biological process: negative regulation of gluconeogenesis; protein catabolic process in the vacuole; protein targeting to vacuole.
AUGAUCAAUGAAGUAACGAAGACAGUUGCAGAUGCGCUUGCGAAGAAGCAGGCUGCCCAGCGCGGAGAUGGAGUCGACGAUCAACAGGAUUUCGGAAAUGCAGAUCGGUGUGUCCAGCAGCCUUCGAGCAGCGGCGUACCGGUGCUGGCGCUGGCGCAUCACCAGCAGAUUUUUUCAGAGGAGUCGCUAUACAAGUGCUCCUCUGCGGACUCGCUAGCGUCGUUGCAACAGCAGUUUGUGUCGUCUUCUCCGUCGUUAUCGUCGUCCAAACGCUACAUCGUCGAGGACAACUCGGACUAUGGGAGCUGUACAAGCCCCGCUCAAAGCAGGGCAAACGGGUCCGUUUCCGGUGUGCCUCGCAGUAUAUCUGCCACGGUAACCAAUUUUUUGAAGCCAAGAAUGGAGUUCACAGGGUAUCAGAUAUCGGGCUACAAGAAGUACCAGGUCGUUGUCACUUUGAAGACGGUUGAGUUACCGAAGGACGGUAUAAGUUCUUUGUCGCCUCACUUGACCGGGUUUUUGACGAUCAGGGGGUUGACCAACCAGCACCCUGAGAUCAGCACGUAUUUCGAGUCUUUCGCGGUCACGCACAAGGAUUUGGGGUUCUUAUCCUCGACGUGGUCAAAGGAUCGCGCCAUGACUUCAUACAUGGCGGACGAUCAAACAGACUUAGAGCAUUGGCUAAACUUUCCAUCUUUUAAGCAGCUAUUCUUGGGCCCUGGUUGUGACUCGGAAAACAGGACACCAACCAUCAAUGAUUUACUCAACGGACAGGAAUCCUUCGGCGAUUAUUUGGAGAAUAGAUACAUCUUCAUGAGAUGGAAAGAAAAAUUCUUAGUUCCUGAUGCUUUAAUCGAUGGUGUCGAGGGUGCAUCGUACGAUGGAUUUUACUACAUAGUUCAUGAUCAGGUUACAGGAGCUAUACAAGGUUUUUAUUAUCAUGAGGAUGCUGAGAAAUUUCAGCAAUUGGAGUUAGUAGCGUCAUUUAAAUCACUAAAUGACUGCAGUAAUUGUAGUUUUGAAUUUGCAUAG